Cuscuta europaea is the source of this 901-nucleotide messenger RNA. The record is from the annotation of a GenBank genome assembly. NCBI's taxonomy places the organism in Eukaryota, Viridiplantae, Streptophyta, Magnoliopsida, Solanales, Convolvulaceae.
GGCUAGAAAUAUUUUCUGGUGAAAAAUGAAAAAGACCCCACAAAAUCCUAAGUCAUCUCCUCCAUUGUUAACACUUGUUCUCAUUUCUCCAAUUCUCCCACUUCACUUCUACAUCCAAGGCCAAUUAGGCAACAAAACUCUCAUCAUCAAACCAACAAGAACAGAUUCCUUCACCGAGGGAAAACUUUUUAAAAUUAACAAAUAGUAGUCGCAGCAAAAUGUUAUCUACUUCUAAGCUUCAGUCUCCAUUUCUAAGUGAUCCUCUCAAGCUCUGUACAUCUCCUUUCCAGAAACUCUUCAAAACCCAGCGCCCAGCAGCUUCUUUUCCAUGUAUUAGAGCUGAUCUUGACCAAAACACGAUAGCAGCAAUUACAGCUGGGGUUGCUAGCAUUGCGGUUGGGAUUGGAAUUCCAGUAUUCUAUGAAAUCCAAAUUAAUAAGUCUGCCAAACGAGAGAACACACAACCAUGCUUUCCCUGCAAUGGUUCUGGUGCUCAAAGAUGCAGAUUUUGUGUGGGGACGGGGACGGUUACAGUUGAGCUUGGAGGGGGUGAGAAGGAAGUCUCGCGUUGCAUCAACUGUGAUGGCGUUGGUUCUAUGACAUGCACAACGUGUCAAGGCAGUGGUAUCCAACCCCGAUAUCUUGAUCGCAGAGAGUUCAAAGAUGAUGAUUAAGGUGGAUUGCACAGCCCGUGGUUCCAGGAAAAUCGAUGGAAUAUGUGAAGUUGACAGGAAAAUUGUUCAUUUUCUUUUCUUUAAUAUACUCCGUAUCUAUGUAUCUACCUUUGUAUGGUUUGAAACUUUAUGUGAAAAAUGAUGAUGAGGUAGAUAACAAUUUUCAACUAAUUAUCUCAUUUGGUCGUAUUGCUUAUCCCCCACACCUCAUUAUCGACGUUUUUCAG